Molecule: messenger RNA, 1004 nt
Organism: Moneuplotes crassus
Lineage: Eukaryota; Ciliophora; Spirotrichea; Euplotida; Euplotidae
Source: the annotation of a GenBank genome assembly
UUUCUUUAAGUCUUCUGUGGAGAGCGGUUUAUUGGAAGGAACUUCUGUAUUUAGUAGGCUCACUGACGUUCAACAUUAGGUCGGAGAAUUUAGUGACGUAUUAGACGAGGGAAGGGACUCUGAUAGACCCGCUUAAGUUGAAAUAGGUGAACAUUGUUUGUAGGUCGGAGCGUGGAUUUAUGAUGGGGAGAUAUUUGUAUUGUUGAAGCAGUUUAGGUAGUGGGAUGGUACGGAGGCUCCUUGGAUGGUCCGUUGGCUGAUUAGGAAGAAUGUUUUGUCAUCUUAUGUCAUGCCGGUGUUAACAACUGUCCCAGGAUGACAGUUUUGUAAAUCGCUAUGUGAUUUUCGGAAUAGUUUUACAUUGAUUCUUUUCAUACUGGUAUGUAUGCUAGUUUUGUAUUGAGCCCUUUUUUUUUUAUUAGUUCAAUGAUAGCAGAGACUUCAAAGAGUUCUGUUUCCUUUCUUCUUAACCCUGAGACUCCUUCUCAGUACAUGAUAAUAUUUUGAGGAUAUUCUCCAUUUUCUUUUUAUACUUUUCUAAAGCAGUUCCCCCCAUUUCUUUCAAAGUAUUUGAAAUAUUUUUCGUAUUCUCUCUUGAUCUUUUGCCACCAAAUACUUUUGAACUGGAAUAAUAUUUAGUUCAUGGUUUAUCUUUUGAGCUAAUAAAGCCAAUUACUCCAGACAUGUUUUUAUUCUUAACUUCUUGUACUGCUAGUCCUCAUACCAUCGUCCCAUUUUGCACAGUUGGAAGCUCUGAGAUACUCCAAGGAACACCUCCAACUUUCUCACAAAUUUGAAUAAGGAUUUUAUUGUAAAUAGAUCUCAAGUUCUUGCCUUUCGAUAUUGUACUUGUGAGAACAACUUGGGAGAGAAUAGGAAUUUGUUCAACAUCAAUUCUUUGAUGUCAUGAUACAGAGGAUUAUUCUUCUUACUUCCUGGUAACAGUAAAAUAAUUAGAUCAGCACCAUUCUUUAGUUUUUGAUCUAAUAAAAACUUCCAAUCUU